AUGUUAGUGUCCCCAUAUUUAGACCUUCUCUCAUUCGAUGACAAUACCCACAACCAGACAGCAGACAAUGGCGGUCCCAUAAUGUCUUCCCGCAGUUCUCCCUCAACUUCAUCUACAACUUCCCCUCCAAAUGCCUCCAAAUUAGCGCCAAGAUUUCCUCCCUCUGCUGGUAGUUCCGCAAAUGCUAAUGCGGCUGCAGUUUUAGCAGCAACUCUGGCUGCAAGUCGAUACAGUCCACAAGCCUCCACAGCAGCAGCGCCUUCCGUCUUUUCUGCAUCAGACGUUUUCAGCUCCAGCGCCGCAUCAUCCACAGCCGUUGCUAUGGCAGCAGCAGCAGCAGCUAAUAUGAUGAGUGUACCUUCACCCAUCUUCCCUCCUCCUCCUCCUUUGAGCAAUGGUGGGCACAAUCAGCGGUUGUCGCCUGCAGCUGGUGGGCAGCAGGCGGGUACAGACGGAAUCGUUUUCUCGAAUGCGACUGAUUUCCUUGAGGCGUUUGCGAGGACAGCUGGAAGUGGUAUAGGCACCUGGCGAGGAGGACAACAGGUAUCAAAACCCACAGAUCGACUGGGAUUUCCAUCAACGGAAGCGUUACUUGAGUGCUGCAGAGCUCAAGCUGUCAUGACGGCACCUAUUCUACAAAUGGAAAUAUCAGGGCCGACAUCUACAACUUCGAAUCCUGGAUCUCACGUCUUAGCUAGUGCUCACAAUCUUUUACCCUCACCUACUCCCUUGCCCUACCAUUCUCAACACAUUAUGCAACCAUCUGAUGAGUACUACUCUUAUAUCCCCACGGCUUAUCCGCCAUCAUCGAGUUAUCAGUCAUCCUACCAGUCCAUGGAUAAUCGUUACUAUGACAAUUCUAACUACUGGAAUGAAUCGAGUUCUGGAGAGGGAGCUUGGUACUCAUCGACAUCAUGUAAUCAAGAGAAUCUAGCUUGUUCUAGAGCCCCUCCUACUUAUGCUGAUUUGAGUCCAGUUGAGACAUUCUUUUUCGGUAAAAACGAGCACAAAACAUCAGAUUAUCAGGAAUCUGAUAAUGUUACACACACAGACUUUGCUCAGUUACAAAGUAAUGAGACUUGGUAUUCAAAUCUCACAACAGAUCCAGUAUCAAAAAUGCUUCCAGAUACUGUCGGAAAUACAACUCAGUCUCAGCCACAAACGAAUUUCAUAACUUCAACCACAGCACCAUCAUUCUCUCAAAAUACCACUUCACAAAAUCAACAAUUCUCCCAGAUAACCGCGGCAAAUCCCUUCUUCACCUCUUUUCAAACAGGAGGAUCGACAGCCAGUGGAAAUGAUUUCUAUCGGGCUUCAGCACUCUUAAGUGUUGCAGCGGGAUCCGGGAAUGAUAAUAACAACGUUGGAAAUGCCUAUUAUGAACCCACAAGACAAGUCGGCGGCGGUGAACACUAUUCAGGAGGUGUGAACGCCUCGUCUUCAUCUGCAUCGGGUUAUCAACGAGCGCUUGGAGGUUUUAGUAGUUCAGGAAGUGGAACAAAUGGGGGAAAUGGCAGUGGAGAUAAGGGGAUUCUCGAAAUUCCAGGAAGUCUUGGUGGUAGUGCCGGUGGCUCUGGAGACGGUGCUCUCGGUGUUGUUUCUCGGGAUCUCAUGCGGGCGUACCUUAAGAGCCGUCGGGAUCAAGUUCUCAUUGUCCUACAUGCCAAAGUUGCUCAAAAGUCUUAUGGUACUGAAAAAAGAUUCUUUUGUCCUCCCCCAUGUAUCUAUCUUCGUGGAGAUGGUUGGGACUUUAGACCGAAUUCGAACAGUCCUAACAAACUUCUGGGUUCGACCUCUGACGCAGCUUUCCAAAGAUCUUUUCUACCUUGGGAGACUGAAAGUGACUUUAAUACCAGCAAAUCUAGCGGUGAAAGACCCCAGGUCCUGGCAUUUAUGGGAAUUGGAGGAACUUCAACGGCAAAAGAUAUGGUUCAAUUGAAUCUCGAACCUGGAAAGGAUUACUCAGCCGCAAAGACCCUCUUCAUCUCAGAUUCUGAUAAACGGAAACACUUUAUGCUAACCGUGAAAAUGUUUUACUCAAAUGGAAAAGAUUUGGGCAAAUUCAACUCUCGACGAAUCAAGGUCAUCUCUAAACCAAGCAAGAAGAAGCAAUCCCUGAAGAAUACUGAUUUGUGCAUUGCCUCUGGAACAAAGAUUGCUCUUUUCAAUCGUCUACGGUCGCAGACAGUGAGUACUCGUUACCUCCAUGUAGAUGCUGGGAGCUUCCAUGCUAGUUCUAGUCGGUGGGGUGCAUUUACAAUUCAUCUCCUCUCCGAUGAUGAGUCGGAAGCGGAAGAAUUUAAUGUUCGUGAGGGCUACAUCCACUAUGGCCACACAGUGAAGUUGGUGUGUUCGGAAACUGGGAUGGCUUUGCCUCGAUUGAUUGUUCGAAAGGUGGACAAAACCACAGUGAUGUUAGAUGCUGAUGAUCCAGUUAGUCAGCUCCACAAAUGCGCCUUCUAUUUGAAAGACACCGAUCGAAUGUAUCUUUGCCUAUCUCAGGACAAGAUUAUUCAACAUCAAGCAGUACGUUGUGACGACAACCCCAAUCGGGAAACCAUCAAUGAUUCCGCCGCUUGGACUAUAAUCAGCACAGAUCGCGCCGAAUACCGAUGGUUUGAACUUUCCGACCUCCGAGAUGACCCCACAGUUCCCAAGGCUGUUGCCUCUCAGAUACCCCCUCCUUCCAAUCAUCCUGUCACCCCUGUUCCGAUUGUCACAAACAUUCGUACCAACGGUGGUGGCGAUGUUGCUAUGGUUGAAGUCUCCGGAGAGAAUUUCAGCGCAAAUCAUCAAGUUUGGUUCGGAGAUGUUCCAGCUCAAACCUUCUAUCGGUGUCAGGAAUUACUGCUGUGUCUCGUUCCUGAUAUCACAGAAUUUCAUCCCGAUUGGACUUAUGUUCAAUAUGAACUCGAGGUUCCAAUAAGUAUAGCUCGAAACGACGGUGUGAUAUACGCAACUGGCUCAGUGUUCACCUACCAACCUGAGUUGGGACCCCGCCAGCAUUGUCAACCAGCUCUUGAUUUGAUGCGAGUGGUGUUUGCUACAGCAGCUGCCUCGAUGAGCCAAGCUAUGCAGCCUGGACACCAACAGCAGUCAUAUCAGCAGCGAUCUACACUGGACUAUCCAGCUCUUGAAGGUAUCUCUUCAUCAACCUCCAAUUAUCCCCCCUUUUCAGAAGCUCUAUCGGCUACAUCUGCGCGAUCUUAUGCAACACCCAUGGAUGAUAGUUCAACAUCCGCAGUCACUGGCCCUCCAACAGGUGAACCAACUCAAUAG
This is a messenger RNA of Rodentolepis nana, 3279 nucleotides long. The record is from the annotation of a GenBank genome assembly. NCBI's taxonomy places the organism in Eukaryota, Metazoa, Platyhelminthes, Cestoda, Cyclophyllidea, Hymenolepididae.